This is a messenger RNA of Mytilus californianus (California mussel), 5781 nucleotides long. Its product is annotated as colorectal mutant cancer protein-like. The transcript has 14 exons. The record is from RefSeq and is a predicted model, not a curated record. Gene Ontology annotation, molecular function: calcium ion binding. Lineage: Eukaryota; Metazoa; Mollusca; Bivalvia; Mytilida; Mytilidae. Bases 920 to 3322 code for a protein of 800 amino acids.
UUUGCAUUGUAAGUGUUAAGUUUCCAAGGAUAUAUUAAUUUCCAUCAAAUGGAGUGGAUUUAUAAUGUCACAAGAGAUUAAAUUACCAUACCAAAAUGACCUACAUUGACCUAUGUAAAACUAAAUUUAGCUGGAUUAUAGUUAAUGUAAUUGGAAUUCACAAUGGUUCAGUAGUAAUCCAAAAUUGGAUGAUAUGAAUGACAAUGUUUAUUUUUUUCUGUGUAUAAAUGAUGGACAAAAAUGGCUAAAUUAUUCAUAGUUAUGUCGUAAUACAAUAAAGAGAUGAAGUACCAAAGUGCAAAACUCAUUCUAAAGCAUUGAGAAGUUACAUAAUUUUCGGCCAUUAUACAAGAUUAGAAGAGACUUUAUUGUUUUACUGAAAUUAGAGAGAAAUGACACAUCGUGGAAGUAUUAAAAGUGUUUUAACAGACUUUAUACCAAAGUUUUAGUAUGGCACCUGUUUUUUAUAUAAUAGUUACAUUUGCUCAUUUAUAAUGAUUGACUUUAAUAUCAGUCCUGGAACUUAAGAUUACAUAACAUUGUUACAGUUACGUGUACAUGUAAUUAUUUGAUUCCGUGUGGAAUGGAAGAAACGUAUUAUUGAUUAUGAAUAGUGAAUUUAGUUGUAGAAACGAUACUUUUACAUUUUUCAGAAACAGUAUCUAGAUAAAAUAUUUCACAUGUUUCAAAAACUUAAUUGUUUUUGAAACAUUCUAGAGGAUUUUUUUUUGAUAUAUUACUAUAAGUACAUGAUGAUCAGGAGAAUUCAAAUGUUUGGUCAUAUUAUUUGACAUAUUUCAAGAUUUAUUUAUGUUUAUUCUUGGAACAUUCUGAAGAGGAACUACAUUUUAGACAUAGACAUAAUAAAUUAGCACAUGAUGAUCAUGUGAUCUGCAAAUGUUUGGUCACCUGACUUAGUAUGGCCAGAAAAGAGAAUAUUUACAGUAAUGGUAUACAAGAUGAGUCUGCUUGUCAUGUUUGUGAUCCUAAAAAGUCAUCUUGUAAGCUCCACCUGGCAGCAUUAACUUCAUUGAAAGGGGAGAUAAUUGAAAUCAACAACAGACUUCAUCGUGUGAUUAGUGAGAGAGAUGCGCUUGAAAAACAACUUAACAAAUUACAGACUGAUAAACUUCGGCAGCAAAGAGACUUUGAAGAUAGACUGGAACAAACAACUGGAAGGUAUGAAGAAAGGAUAACAGAACUGCACAGUGUUAUAGCUGAACUAAGGAAGAAGAUAGAGAGACACCAAAUUAAUGUCAUUAGAGAAGAAGAAGAAUAUGAAGAAUCAGAUCCAGGAGUACAGAGUACUAAGAGUAAUAAUCCAAGGAGUAUUGACGAAAAUAAUCCGUCUCAGGCUGCUAGUGUUGGAGACAUUGUGACAAAUUUAAAUGAGGAAUUGUCAAGAGUUGUGUCAGAAUUAGAGAAUGCCAUCGAUGAAAGAAAGAACAGUCCUGAGGAGGGAGAUGAAGAUGAAAAUGUAGAUGAAAUACAACAAGAGGUUAAUGAUGGGGUAGAGGAAAAGGCUUUAGAGGCUUGUAAGCUGAAGGAUGCUUUUGACUUUGAUCCAGAACCCCCUGAGGUACCCCCACGAGGACUACGCCCUGCUACAUUCCAUCCUCCGCCACCACCCCCUCCCAAUGAGUACCCAGAGCCAGCGUACUUACAGGAGGAGAUCAACAGCCUUAAGGCUGAAACCUACAUCCUACAAGAACAAAUAGGAAAGCAGGAGGCUGAAUUGAACCUACAUAGGGCUGCCCUCGGAAGUUUACGUGAAGAGAGGGACAGAUAUUAUAGAAAAUGGAAGGAGACUUGUAAUAAAGUACAAACUUAUGAUUCCUCCAGUCCACAACAGAGUAGGACAUCUACACCAACAAAGUCACAACAGUCUGCUCAAUCCGUAGAAAGGAGUGUUCAUGCUGAGCAAGCACCUGUUGCUAAGGUAGCUGAGCUGAAGAAACUGAAGACUUGUGCCAGUGAUAGAAAAAUGUUGGGACCUGAGAUUAGUGACACUGCUUUCCCUAAUACAAAAGUUGCUGAACAUUUAUCUCAUGGACUACAGGAGUGUUCUAACAUGCAAGAAAUCGUACAGAACAUUUAUACAAGUGGCUCUGAAGUGAUGGAUAACCAUGUUAGUGAAUUUGAAAUCGAAUUUGAACGAUUGCAGAGUAAAAUUGAUAAUUUGAAAUCUCAGAACGAUUUGUUGUGUUUGACUUUGGACGAGAGUAAAGCCAUGACAGAUCGGUUAACGGUGCUAAUCGGAAAAUAUGAAUCUAAUGUGACAGCUUUACAACUUGCGGUGAAUUAUUCCGAUCAGGCUAUGGAAGUUUACGAUACGUUGGUGAAUUUAGUUGAAAGUGAAAUGGCCAUAUUGGCUACAAAAUCUUGGAAACCGGAAGGUGAACAAGAAGAUAAUUCUGUGAUAAAGAAGGCUCAUGAGCAUAGGAAGAUUUCAGAGAGUGCUGCACGACAUUUACUACAGAAGUUAGAUAGGACAACAGGGGUACAUUUGUCAGUUAUUACACAACCCUUUGACACACUCAGUAUCAGUUCUACGACGAGUUCUGUCGACAGUGAUGUUAGUAAAAUAGAAGAGACCAGAUUACGUGAAUACAUACAUAGACUGACGACAGACCGAGCUGCCAUCAGACUCACUGUGGCUGACUUGGAGAGUAUUCAUGUAGACCCUCCAGCAAUGGAGACGAGGAGAGACACCCAGAGAUUUGAUCUUGAGAAUGCUGUGUUGAUGCAGGAAUUAAUGGCUAUUAAGGAAGAAAAGGCUGAAUUGAAAUCCCACAAUUAUUUAUUAGAAAAGGAGAAACGAUCUAUAGAGUUACGACUGAGUGGGAAAGAGGCUCAGGAGCAGGCUUAUUAUGUACAGAUAGAGCAUCUGAAAGGUGAAGUAAGAGAUCUGGAACAAAGAUUGACAGACAGAAGGAGAAAUCAGAUAGGUGAUGAUCAGCUGUCAGUUUCAGAUAUGUCAAAUGAUUUAUCUAAAGACUAUAAUGAGGCCCUGAGAAGGGAGAAAAAAAUGAAAUCCAGAAUCCAAGAACUUGUGCUAGCUUUGGAAAACUUGUCAAGAAAUUCUGAAAUUCGACAUCAACAGUCGACUGAAUUUGUGAAUGACUUAAAACGAGCCAAUAGUGCCCUGAUCUCAGCUUUUGAUAAAGCCAAGAAAAAAUAUCAGAAUAAAUUAAAGAAGUUGGAACUUCAAAUGCAAGGCUUAACAGAAAGAUAUGAAACACAGAUACGCCUGAUGAAACAGAAGAUAUUAAUGUUGGAGGAGGAGUGUAGAAAAGUCCCCCUCAGCGAGACGUCAUUAUAGCACAAGCUUGCAUGUCAUGUGACUGUGAUUAAACUUCUAUAUUGUGUCCUGUUUAGAAUCAUGUUUCACCCAGAGCUGGAAUAUUUUCAAAAUUUCAUGAAUCCAUACAUUGCCUUGUAUCAGCAAUCUUGUUGCCUUUAUCUGUGGGUUCUUAAAUGUUAAAAAUCUCUGUCUUAAUGUUUUUUAAGAGUGACACCCUACUACGCAUUGUAGCAGCAAUCUUAUUGCCUUUAACGUUUGGUUCUAAAAUGUGAUAAAUUCACUGUCUUAAUGCCUUUAAUAAUGUUAUUUUAAGAGUGACACACUUUUAGAAAAUUCAGUUUGCUUGAUUGACAGCAUCUUCGCUAGUCAAGGGUUAAGAUCCAGUACUUCCCUCCUCUUCACCCUUGGCAGAUUAAGCCAACAUUUGUGAUAACAAUGUUGCGCCAUCUAUUGGUAGAUUAAAGUCACGCCCAUUCCGAAUACAUUAUUCUUGACUAAUGGUAGCACUUGAACUCUUCAAUUUGGAGGUAAAAACACGGUAGCGUCUAGAUUCUACACAGUUGGUAAAGCAGGAAACGAAAAUAUACGUUGACAUUCAUGCAUUUGUGCAAGAAACAUACACAGGAACUUCUAUUAAUUGAUUAAAAACAUUCAAAUUGUCACUAAAUAUAGUCGUAUGUUUAGGGAUAUAAAGACUUGUUGCACAAUAAGCACGUGCCAAUUGUUUACAUACACUUUCUACAUUUACACUUGAUUAUGUUAUAGGCGCUUUGUGAUUGGAUGCAGCGAGUUUCGACUGCAACCAAUGAAAAUCAUUACCUUGUGUCUCCGAAAUUCUAUCUCAAUCCACAAAGGGUGGAGAGAAGGGAAGUGGAUCUUAACCCUUGGCUAGGGAAGAUGGAUUGACAGUGAAUUGUAUUAUACUUUAUUUCAAGAGUAUCAAACAUUGCUCCACUGACUUGAUUAGAAUCAGUUGACUGAAAGUUUUAAAUUUAUGGAUGGCUUCAAUUAGCCAACACUUCCAAUUAUUAGUAAUAAUCAAUAUUAUUCAACUAAUACAAAAGUUGAAAUAGGGAUUUGAUAAUGUAAGACCAGUCACAUUCGGAAUAUUUUGUUCGGAAAAAUGUAUUAUGUACGUUUAAUACACAGUAAUUGAUCUAAAUUAUCCUGUAUGUAGUAAAUAAACUAUAUAACAUCAUUCUUAUAAGAGAACAAAAUGCCAAAAUAUGUUUCAUCGUUGUCAAAAUGCUUUACAUUUUUAAUUCAUUUCUAUAUCAAUGACAUAUUUCCACUAUAGAUCUGACAAAGUGUGCUUUAAUCUGAAUUUUUUGUUUAUUGUGUUGAACUGAAAGAAUUUUAUGCAAUAAUCAUUUUCAUAUUUUAUUAUGUCAGUGAUGAGUUGAAAAUUUACUAUGCAUAUUAUUUAAAUCUUUGAAAGUUUUGCUUUGCUUUGAAAUUGAGAAAUAUAUCUUUGUUAUUGCAUUGUAAGUAUAUAUAUCCACAGUGUUUUGAAAGUUUAAGAUGUUUUUAUUUGAUUUUUUUAUUCAAAUAUAUAUAUAUAAAGGAGAAGGUAUUAUAAGGCCAAUUUUUGGCCCCUUGAAUUCUAAAAUAAAAAAAGAAGUAAAAAUCUAUCAAAUAACUUCAUUCAGAUGUUCAUAAGAAAUUAGUCUGGUGAACAUCAAUAUUUAUAUUUUUCAAAGCUUCAAACUUCUUAGAUUUAGUGCACAACAACAAAAACUGCCUAAAUAGCCUCAAUUUGAAAUCUUGUCGUUAAUAUUUAGAUAUGAGCAAACAGCUUUACCCAAAAAAGAUGUUUAUUUUAUUUUUUAUGCAAAUUUCUAGCUCAAUUAUAUUUUGACCAAAACGAUGCGUAAAAUGGCCAUUUGAGGUCAAAUGUGUAAAUUUCGUCAUGUUCAUGAUGUCAUAGUAACAUCACACAAGUGACCUUUCUGCUCUAAAGUGUUCAGAUUAUGUUUAUUAGUUCACUUAUCAAUAAAAUUAACAAAAUUUUGAAAGAUUUGGAUAAUUUUACUAUUUUUGCAACUACAGGGGCCAAAUAAUGGCCCUUAUCAUAUCUCCUCUUUUGCAAAGACUUUAUAUUUUGUGCCAUAGUUGAUUACCAUGAAUUUGUAUUAGAUUUUAUAUAAGUUAUACCUUUUAUCAUUGUCAGAAAUAUGAAACUUAUAGAGUGAAAGUGGAGGUAUAUUUGUGUGGUUUUAUAAGUUAUAAAGAUUUUAUCAAUUUAAUACAUGACCAUAUUUCAGUGUAAAAAUGACAUUUAUGAAUAUUUUUGUUUGAGAUUUGACCAAUAUCUGUAUUUUCAAUACCUUUGGAAUAUUGAACACUCUGUUAAAAAUGAUAGAAUUUUUUAAACACUUUGAUCAAAACGAUUGAAUUUUAUCAUUAAGUAUAUUUGUUUCACAGAAAACAUGUCAUCUUCAAGCAUGGUUUUGAAAGGAAAGAAAGGUUCUUUAAAA